AUGUCCGGCAUUUCAGCUGGAGGGGGAGCCUCGUCAUCUCGCUCUGUAUUUCAUCUUACGCACGAGUUACAUCAAACGGUCACCCGGUCUAUCGAUACCGCGUUAUCAUGGGAUCAGCUCAACUCCCCUUCCGUCAACUAUACCUUGGUUCGACCGAUCGUGGAGCGCUUCGUGCAGCUGUACUCUGGCGAGAAGACAGCGGAUGGGGGUGGUGGACUGCUUCAUCCUGAAGUUACAGAGGCGGAGAGGGGGAGGAAGGAGGGAGGAGGUAGUGGGGACGUUCAGCUCGGAGCGGUACUGUAUGCCCUGAUGGCGAAUCGGAUCCAAUUUAUCACGCUCGCAGACGGCGACUUGAGCUAUGCUCCACUCCAGAAUGCUCGGGCAGCUUUCUGCGAGCUCCUAGCUAUGAAAGUACUCCGCAGUUUUCCACAUCCCAACGACGAAGCCGCCGUUGCCGAGGCACUCGUACACGGCUGGUCGGCUUUUGAGGGUGCUCCCAAAUCUGUAUGGGAUAGUAUGGGCGAGGAUCAAAAGGAGGUCGAGGAAACAACAGGGAGUGCACUCGAGCUUGCGAUAGUUUCAUCGUCGAAACACUUCCUCUCCCUCCCUCUCAUCCAACAUCUCAUCAGCCAGAUCUACACCGGCCACCUCAUCUACUUACCCGUAUCUUCCCGCUCUCUCAUCUCCGACUCGUACAUCUCCGACCGGACCAUCAAGCGGCGUCAGACAAGCGUGUCGUCGCACGGCUCAUCCCGUCCGCGCGGAACGUCCAGCUCCUCGUCUUCGCCCGCCCGCCAUCCCAGGACCAACGGCAAAGCGGACGAGGAGAGGGGUGCACAGGUGUUCGUAUACGACCCGUACGAGGCGGGAUGGCUCGAUCAUCAACGUUUGAGGGUGCCCAAGUGGAGGAAUCAGCUCGAGUGCCUGACUCUGGCUAUUCUGAUCGGGCUGUACAUUGCCACAUUAGCGACCCGCGAUAUCUACUCUAUCCACCCAAUCGAGGUCGUGUAUAUCCUCUACACCUUCGGCUUCAUCCUGGACGAGUUCGCCUCGAGCAAGGAGCACGGAUGGUCCGUUUACUCUGCAAACGCCUGGAACGCCUUUGACCUGGUCUAUAUCGCAAUCUUCCUCCUCUUCUUCUGUCUGAGGGUCUUCGCACUGGCUACCCAUUCGCCAACUACCUCCGACCUCGCAUUCGACAUCCUCGCUUGCGGAGCGUGCAUCUUGUUCCCGAGGCUCGUCUUCUACCUCAUCAAGGAUCAAGUGGUCAUCAUAGCUCUUAGGGCGAUGAUAGCUCGUUUCCUCGGCUUCAUGGGUCUCACCAUCAUGGCUUUCAGCGGGAUAUGUUUCUGCCUCUGGACACUUGGACGGGCGACGUGGACGGUCAAGCAGAUCAUCUGGCUCAUGCUGCAAAUCUGGUUCGGGUCCUCGUACCUUGGCUUCUCAGCCAGCGAGUCUUUCCAUCCAAUAUUUGGACCCAUCAUCCUCAUCUCUUACGCUGCGCUCUGCAACGUCCUGCUCAUCACCAUCCUGAUCGCCAUUCUAUCCAACAAAUUUGCUGAGAUCAAUGGGAACGCGCAGGAAGAGCACCUAUUCCAGCGGGUCCUCAAGACCGUUGAAGGCGUCCGGUCGGACGCGAUCUUCUCGUACCUGCCACCGGUCAACCUCCUUGCUUUCGUACUGCUCAUGCCGCUGAGCUGGGUGUGUGCGCCGAGGACGUUGCAUCGGAUCAACGUGUUUGGUGUCCGCUUGACAAAUUUCCCGAUCCUCUUCCUGAUCUCUGCACAUGAGCGAUGGUCCUACCGCGCCCAACGCAAGAGUGUGCGCCUGGAAGGUGGAUCAGGCGGUGUUCCUGCCCCAAGACCAAGGCUGCUCGACUCAUGGCUGGCUGGCGGUGCCGAAGUCCUCAUUGCAUCAGUAUUCGAAGCUGGCCCCCCUCCCUCCCUAUCCCAAGCUCCGAUUGGGACCACCACCUCCUCUUCACGCGGAGCCGCUACCUCCGAAUCAGAUACCGACCCAUCCGUCCCCGCUCCUCGCGCCGGUACCAAGGCAAGUAGCCCUCUCGCAAAACUGUACGGCAAGCCGGCCUCUGCAGCCCAGGUCGCGCCGAAGCGGAAAGAGAGGCGAUCCAAGUCGAACGCGAAGCGCGAUGCAUAUGGGGCCGAUGAGGACGGGGUAUCAGAGGUGGAUAAGCUGAAGAAGGAGCUGGCGGAGGUUCGGGGGAGUCAGUUGAGGAUGGAGGAGAUGCUGGGUAGAUUAUUGGCGGGGAGGGAAACGUAG
This is a messenger RNA of Dioszegia hungarica, 2280 nucleotides long. RefSeq lists its product as uncharacterized. Bases 1 to 2280 code for a protein of 759 amino acids. NCBI's taxonomy places the organism in Eukaryota, Fungi, Basidiomycota, Tremellomycetes, Tremellales, Bulleribasidiaceae. The record is from RefSeq and is a predicted model, not a curated record. The transcript is spliced from 13 exons.